AUGGGCAGGGGUGGUUUCAUGUCGCGAGCUGCGGUUGCUAGUGGCCCGUUCUCGCAAAUGACAACAGAGGGAGGCGGCAGAUCCGGCGGAGGAUGGGGCGGCGGUGGUGGUGGAGGAGGCGGCGGCGGAGGGUUCUUUGGCGGCGGCGGUGGCGGCGGCGGCGGCCGAAAGAGAGAGGGUGGCGCCUUUGGAGAGGCUUCGGGCCAUCGCGAAGCACGAAUCAACGCCGAUAGACUCGCCGGAUAUCCUGUCGACCGCGAGCCCGACUCUGACGAUGAAGAGACGGCGGCCCUCAUUGGCGCAAAGCCUGGUAAUAUCUGGCCCAUGGGUAUCGCCCGUAUCGACAAGAAAGAAGAGAAGAAGACGAUUGCAACCUCGGCCGAACUUGAGGCAGAAGAACAGGGCAAGGCUGAAGAGAGCCUCUUCGUUGAAGGAGAAGAAGAAGGAUGGUCCGGCGCUAUUCCCCCGAUGGAAGACGAGACCAAAGUCUGGCAUGCGGCACCCAAGGGUGUGAUUCAGGUCAAGGCAGAACCUGGCGGCGAACCAGGUGCCAUGGACAUUGCGCCGGUCGACUUCAACGCGCACGUCAAGUCCGCAACCCCCGAGGUCGAGGAGGAUAAGGUCACCCCUGAACCGAAGACGAAGAAGACAAUGGCCGACCCCGAGGUGGAGAUGAUCACACACGACAUGGAGCUUCUGCUGGGCGAAUUGGGCACCGUCACGGACGAGAAUUCAAAGGCACCCGAGACUGAGGUUGCGAGCAAGGACGGACGACUGUACCUCUUCCAGUUCCCGCCCUUACUGCCACCACUGCAACCUGCAACUGCACCUAAGGUCAAGCCAGAGCCCGACGAUGUUGUCAUGCUUGACCGGCCGGGCGAGGCUGUCGACCUCACACAGGCGGAAGAGAACGCUCAACCCAAGGUCGAGGAAGCCGAUAUUGACCUGACGGACAUCAACCAGUUGGUCUCCCAAGCUGGAAUGAUGGGAAAGCUCAAGGUCCGCAAAUCUGGAAAGGUCGAGCUGGAUUGGGGCGGAAGAACACUCGAACUCAGCCCAGCUGCGGGCAUGAACUUCUUGACUACGGCUGUGAUUGUGGAGGAGUCGGACGAAAAGGCGAAGCAAGGUGUUCCCGGUGGAGACAGUAUUGGCAUGGGCAAGAUCAUGGGCCGAUUUGUUCUCGCGCCGACUUGGGGUGACGAGGAAGAGUGGACGGUUGAUCCAGAGGAUCUUGUUGUUCCUGAAGCGUAG
Messenger RNA from Colletotrichum phormii, 1251 nucleotides. RefSeq names its product RNA polymerase III RPC4-domain-containing protein. NCBI's taxonomy places the organism in Eukaryota, Fungi, Ascomycota, Sordariomycetes, Glomerellales, Glomerellaceae. Gene Ontology annotation, cellular component: RNA polymerase III complex. The transcript is spliced from 2 exons. The coding region runs from base 1 to 1251 and encodes 416 amino acids. Gene Ontology annotation, biological process: tRNA transcription by RNA polymerase III. Gene Ontology annotation, molecular function: DNA binding. The record is from RefSeq and is a predicted model, not a curated record.